Messenger RNA from Guyanagaster necrorhizus, 1002 nucleotides. RefSeq lists its product as uncharacterized. The coding region runs from base 1 to 1002 and encodes 333 amino acids. The record is from RefSeq and is a predicted model, not a curated record. NCBI's taxonomy places the organism in Eukaryota, Fungi, Basidiomycota, Agaricomycetes, Agaricales, Physalacriaceae. The transcript is spliced from 8 exons.
AUGAAUCCGGCUGCUGCUACGUAUGGUUUCGUCCUUCUGCUUUCUUACGUUUCUGAUCGGAGAUUUUUUAGAUUGGGUCCCUUAUUCCUGGGCCUGAUGUUCAAUCUGAUUUUGCUGGGCAUGGCAUUUGUGCAAUACUACAUGUAUUUUAUCAAAUAUCAGCGCCGUGAUCAUCUCUGGAUCCGAAUAUUUGCAAGUCGUUUCUUGUUGCCUUGGCCAAACGUAAGCUUAUUCUGGAAGCAGGUCUAUACCCUUUUGCUGGUUAACGUAGCUGGAUCUGUUUUGUACAUGAUUGAUAUGUACAUUGGGUUAAUACUAAACUUUGGUGAGCAUAUUCACGCAAUUAUGGCGGGAGGGGUGCAGCUCUUCUUCGCAUGGCGCGUUAAGGUCCUCACGUCCAGCUGGAUAUCCACAACGAGUGUAUGCGUCACAGCGCUCCUAGCAGUCGCUGGUGGUAUAGCUACAGCCGCCGAAGCCAACGCUCAAGAGGCAGUAACGGACUUUCAGAAAUUCAAAGUCACUGUGAUUAUCUGGCUUGUAUCGAGUUGUAUUUGCGACUUCCUGAUCACCGGGGCUUUGGUGUGGUAUCUACUUCCACAGCGCGGUCACAAAACCGGAUUCGAGCAGUCCGAUGAGCUGAUGGAUAGGAUUAUCCGGCUUACCAUUCAAACGGGAUUUAUUACUUCCUUCUGCGCAAUGAUGGAUCUCAUAACGUUUCUUGCCAUUGCCUCACCAAGCGUCCAUAUAAUAUUCACCGGCAUGCUCGGGAAGCUCUAUACCAACGCGCUCAUGAGCAGCCUCAACGCCCGCUCUGGAUGGUCGUACUCUAUGUCAUCGAAAACGAACUUGGAUUCGUCUAGGAAGAAGGACGACGUGGUUCGAUUGACCGCUAAUACCACCGAGGUCUUCGUGCAGGUAGAGCGCCAUGAGAUGACGCCUAUGGGUACCCAAAAAGUGUCCGAGUCAGAGGACUGGGAAGGGAAACAGGGAGAUAUGGUGUGA